CUCACCUACUCAGCAUCUUCCUUUUCUCUUCUUCCCUUUUUUAGCUUUCUUCAUUUUCAUUUCUACGUAUAAGUUUCUUACUCAUAAACCCUUUCCGCUUCUCUUAAUUCUUUUCUCUUCAGGGGAAUGUUCAUUAGUGGAGUGAAUUUUUAAGAAGUUUUGAUUACUCAGAACUUUUCUGCAUUUUAAGGGCUCUGUGACUUCCUGCAUUUCUUGAGAGGUAACAGCUAUAGUUUAGAGGGAAAAAGAGUAUAUAGCAUGGCGUCAAAUUUAGUGGAUGAGAUAGAUUGUGCUAGCUUCUUUGACCAUAUUGAUGAUUUGGUUGAAUUUUCCCCAGAAAAUGAGUGUGGUGACCUUGACUCUACUGAUUGCAAGAAUUUUCCAAGCAUUUGCAACGACCCCUUGCCGGAUUCCGGCCCACUUUUCUUCAGCAGCCACAGAAAUUCACCUUCCGACUUCUCAGCCGAGCUCUUAGUUCCUUACGAGGAUAUAGUUCAACUCGAAUGGCUUUCAACAUUUGUGGAGGAUUCCUUCUCUUGUGGCGGAUUGACAAUGGGGAAAGAACAUUUUCCUGUCAACAAGGAGCCAUCUCAUAGCAAAUUCCUGUCCUCAAGUCCUGUUUCUGUGCUUGAGAGCAGCAGCAGCAGCUCAUCAAGCUCAGGGGCGGGGAAAACGACUCCUCCUCUUAGUCCAUGCCACCGUGGUACACAACGUGCUCGGAGCAAGCGUCCUCGCCCUGCAACUUUUAAUCCAUGGCCAGUAAGUCAACUCAUGUCUCCAACAUCAUCCUUUACCGAGAUUCACCAGCAAUUUGUUGCGCCUGAAGAUACAUUGGAAUCUGACAAUUUCGGGGAGUCUCACAUGAAGAAGAAAAAGAGAAUCAAAUUUUCCAUUCCUCUAGCUCCAGUUGACACGAAUCAGAAUUGCCAGCGGGCACUACAAACAGUUAGGAAAUGCAUGCAUUGUGAGAUAACAAAGACGCCUCAAUGGAGGGCAGGUCCAAUGGGACCAAAAACCCUCUGCAACGCGUGUGGCGUUCGCUACAAGAAAGGUCGACUCUUCCCUGAGUACCGCCCUGCUGCAGCCCCCACAUUUGUUCCAUCCUUGCACUCUAACUCUCACAAGAAGGUCUUGGAAAUGAGAAGCAACCUCAUCCCCGAGGAUACACACGACAAGCAGGCUGCGCCACACUCAACUCGUCCCCUAAGCCCUGGCCCGCCCGAGAGCAAUGCCACAGGUGGUACUUCAACUGCGCAAUCAGAUUUCAACCCUGAGUAACAAGAAUGCAGAUAAUAGUUUUUCCUAGUCUUUUUAUCUCCUCUGCCUUGUCAUAUCAGUUCUUAGUUUAAUUUGCUUACUGUUUUUAUUAUUGCUUUGUUCAUUGGUUCUUUGUACAAAUAUGUAAGGAGGAUAGGGGAAAUAGAGAAGAAAUAGAUGACCAUAUUUUAGGUGAUAGCUAGGGAGAAAAGGGUUAGAAAUAGAAAUGGAGUUUCAGGUUAGGCAGCUGUAGUGUUAUUUAGGAGUCAGUGUUAGUUAUCUUUUUGUUAGACUUAUUGCUAUUUCUUUUUCCCCAUCCUUACAAUAUGGGAAUUCUUUUUGCAGUUACUAUAAUUUGUUUUUAGCAUA
Messenger RNA from Nicotiana tabacum (common tobacco), 1626 nucleotides. RefSeq names its product GATA transcription factor 8. The record is from RefSeq and is a predicted model, not a curated record. Gene Ontology annotation, biological process: positive regulation of DNA-templated transcription; cell differentiation. NCBI's taxonomy places the organism in Eukaryota, Viridiplantae, Streptophyta, Magnoliopsida, Solanales, Solanaceae. Gene Ontology annotation, cellular component: nucleus. Gene Ontology annotation, molecular function: zinc ion binding; sequence-specific DNA binding.